This is a messenger RNA of Cetraspora pellucida, 189 nucleotides long. The record is from the annotation of a GenBank genome assembly. NCBI's taxonomy places the organism in Eukaryota, Fungi, Glomeromycota, Glomeromycetes, Diversisporales, Gigasporaceae.
AUGCCUACUACCUACAAUGAUGCAAAGCUGAUAAAGAAUGAAAAUAUACCAUAUUUUCUUGCAAAACUUAGAUUAUACUUGCAAAACCAAGAUGUAGAUCUAGCAGAUAAUGUGGAAGAUCCACUAACAGGAAAAGAAGUAGCUAUAAAAUAUUUAAAAGGAUACAUGAAAAAAAGAGCUUUAGAAUAG